AUGCUAUCACCGUGUUUUCGAGGUAUUUCUAACGUAAUCAGUAGGCGGUAUUAUUGGAAUGUGCUGAAGAAAACUUCUCCUUUAUUGAAUGAAUCAUAUAAUAGGAACCAAACAUUUCUACCGGUUCAAAAUGAGGAUGAGUUAAGUAAUACGACCAUAAGUAGUAAUAAAGUCCCCUUAAUAUUGAAUUUCACUACACGUAAUAAUGAGAAAUGUGAUAAAUUGACUGGUGCUUUAACAAGAAUUGUACUAAUGGAGACCGAGAAGCGGAUCAAUGCAGUUGAUGUCGAGGUUGAUUGGUUUGAGAAUGUAAAUGAAUUAUUAUAUAAAUAUAGUGUUCGACAAAUUCCUACAUUAAUAGCUUGGAAAGAUUUUAAUCGUAUUGAUGAAUAUGUUCCGAAGGAUAAUUUUGAAUGGUAUGAUUUGAAAGCUUGGAUAGACAAGAAUGGGAUUGAUUGA
Henningerozyma blattae CBS 6284 is the source of this 459-nucleotide messenger RNA. RefSeq lists its product as uncharacterized. The transcript has a single exon. The record is from RefSeq and is a predicted model, not a curated record. The coding region runs from base 1 to 459 and encodes 152 amino acids. NCBI's taxonomy places the organism in Eukaryota, Fungi, Ascomycota, Saccharomycetes, Saccharomycetales, Saccharomycetaceae.